GGUUGUUCCAGUUUGGGGAGCGGAUGUAUGAAUGCCAAUACACUAGUAGUCAACAAACCAUAACGAUACUAUGCAAAUAAUCUCAAAUAUCGAAAAAGGGUAACGGCAAGUUGACGAAAUCGCCAACGGCGUGUGCGAUCCUUUGGGCACACACAGCUCAGCAUAUUGCAGGUAGGUUGCAGCCGAGGAGAAUCGGCUGCUGGCACUGCAGCACAAGGCGUCCUCAGACCGGAUGCAAAUACUAGUUUCUUUGGCCAAUAUUCUGCCCUCCACUUCUGCCUUGGCCUUGACUGCGCUUUCACACGGACGUGACAGGAUAUCUGCCAGGGAAGAAUUGCCUGGUCGCAUCACCAGUGACCUCGGGGUGCGGGCGGUUGAAUGGGGCUGCUUGCAGAUCUCCCCCGGCGUCUGGGAUGUUUUUUUUUUUCUUUUCUUUGUCUUUUUGUUGUUUGCCGCUGUUUCCUUCUCGUCGUUAUCUCGAAUCGAAAAUGGAGCGUCCUCGGUGAUGUUUGUCAUUGACAUCGAUGAUAAGGGUCCUCCGGGAAUCCAAUACUAUGGUAAGACCCGCAUCUCUCACCCGUACCAGACCCUCUUCAACUUCGUUUCGGAUCAAGACAACGGUGUUCUUCGGCAAGCCAUCGUGGUUGUAGACAACACCACUGGACACAAAGUUCCUGUUCAUUCAGCGCCAACGAGUGAUAAUAACGGAGAAGAGCCCGAUGAACAUCAUUGCGGGCUUGACUGGUCGAUGGCUCGCGUAGGUAGGCUACGGAAAAAGAUGCUUUCCCAAAAGAGCAAGGCGGUAAAGUGUAACAAGUGAGCAUGUCUUUCAUGUCUGAGGAAGCUUGGUGUUGAAACUCGAUCAAUGCUUUUGUGUUACGUGACAACGAGAGGUUGCCAUCGCACAAAUCUUGUGCAACUCGGCCGUGUCCAGUACACAUCAAUGCUGGUUUGUUAGGUAGUUAGCGCGGAACAUACCCCACAUCCUUCAAAAGGGUCACACCAGGUUUAUCCGCGCAAUCUGCCCCAGGGCAUUAGCUGAAAUUGCCAGAAGGGAUCUAAACAUACCGCCAAGUAGAGAACGAAAAACCCGGGAUUCCAC
Neurospora hispaniola is the source of this 1102-nucleotide messenger RNA. RefSeq lists its product as uncharacterized. NCBI's taxonomy places the organism in Eukaryota, Fungi, Ascomycota, Sordariomycetes, Sordariales, Sordariaceae. The record is from RefSeq and is a predicted model, not a curated record. The coding region runs from base 233 to 820 and encodes 195 amino acids. The transcript has 3 exons.